Gryllus bimaculatus (two-spotted cricket) is the source of this 435-nucleotide messenger RNA. The record is from the annotation of a GenBank genome assembly. Lineage: Eukaryota; Metazoa; Arthropoda; Insecta; Orthoptera; Gryllidae.
CAUCCUUUCGCUCAGUCGCUCAGUAGGCGCUUGGGUGCUCACUCUUCGCCUCCAGGAGCUGCAGAGCUGCAGAUCACGGAGAGCGUGCGCCAGUCAAUGCAAGCGGCGCAGGUGGUGCGUAGCUGCUUGUCCGAGGUGCAAGACGAAGUGUCGGGGCUGCAUCUGUUGGACGAGCUGAGCCAUCUGAUGGGCGACUCACGCGAAGUGGAGCAGCUGGAGCGGCGCCUCAAGCAACUGGAACAGCGGACAGAGAGCAUCCGCGUGCAGCUGGAGGACGCCGCCGGCGCCAUCGAGAGACGGCUGGAAAGGCGCAUGCGCGACCGAGUGGCCGCCAUCUGCCGCAGAGGGCGGAAAGCGGGUGAGCGAGACGCAAGAUGGGCUCGUUUCUCCAACUACAGCACUUGUCAAUCGCCUGCCAAUCCCUCUGCAGCCGAC